Molecule: messenger RNA, 6890 nt
Organism: Vollenhovia emeryi
Lineage: Eukaryota; Metazoa; Arthropoda; Insecta; Hymenoptera; Formicidae
Gene: snama
Product: E3 ubiquitin-protein ligase RBBP6
Exons: 16
Coding region: 248-6235 (1995 amino acids)
Biological process (GO): ubiquitin-dependent protein catabolic process; mRNA processing; protein ubiquitination
Cellular component (GO): nucleus
Molecular function (GO): zinc ion binding; ubiquitin protein ligase activity; nucleic acid binding
Source: RefSeq, a predicted model, not a curated record
AACUGCUUCGUAGCUUCGUUUUAAUUUAAUUCAGACGUUCUAGACGGGAGCACGAUUCGAGUGCCGUCGUUGCUGGUGCCGUAGAUUGCCGUUGUGAUAAGUGAAGCGGCACGGAUUACGGACGGACUCGGUAAUCUGGAUCUGGGGAAGACAUGGCCCGGUUGUUCAGGUUGCUGGUGGAGCUCGGCGGCUCGGAGCUCGUCGUCUAACAUGUUUAACACGUCGCUGUUAUUCAACUAGCGCAACGAUGUCGGUACACUACAAAUUUAAAUCUACCUUGGACUACGACACUGUGUCGUUUGACGGACUGCAUAUUUCAGUGGCGGACUUGAAAAAGGCGAUAUUUCAUCAAAAGCGCAUCGGCAAAAAUACAGAUUUCGAUCUGCAGAUUACAAAUGCGCAGACAAAGGAAGAUUACACGGACGACAAUGCGCUAAUUGCCAAAAAUACCAGCCUUAUUGUCGCCAGAGUCCCGUUGACGGUGCAACAGAAACGUUCUUGGGAUCGAAAUGAAGCCCCUUCGUUCAGCAACACGAAGGAUGAGACGAAUUUAGGUAGGGCCGUAGAUCUCACGAGACUGGACGGCUCGGAGGAGGAUAAGAUCCGCGCAAUGAUGACGCAAUCGACCCAAGACUACGAUCCGUCAAACUAUAUGAAAAUUCGUGGAGCCAAUCAGACCGGUGAUGUACCUGCAAAUUACCGCUGUUACAAAUGCCACCAGCCCGGACAUUGGAUAAAAAACUGUCCGCUGGGCACGAAUCAAGAGCCGAUCGAAAUAAAGAAGAGCACUGGCAUUCCCAGAAGUUUCAUGGUACCGGUCGAGGGGCCUUUGGUGCCUGGUGCUAUGAUGACACCUACGGGACACUACGCAGUUCCUGCUAUCGAUCAUCAAGCUUACAAGGAAGGUAAAAAGGAACGGCCACCGUUCUCGCAAGAUCCGGAACCCGUGAUGGAGAAGCCAGAGAUACCGGAGGAUCUGUUAUGCAAUAUCUGCAAAGAUCUUCUAACGGAUGCGGUGAUGAUUCCAUGCUGCGGCAAUUCCUUUUGUGACGAGUGUAUCCGUACGUUUUUGUUGGAAUCCGAGGAACACGAAUGUCCGGAUUGCAACGAGAAGGACGUGUCGCCGGAAACCCUUAUACCAAAUCGAUUUCUACGUAACGCGGUGAUGCAUUUUAAGAACGAGACUGGUUACGCCAAGAGACAAACGUAUCGGCCUCCUGUUCAAAAUGCCGGCCAGACUACUGUGCCAACAACCGAUCAGCAGCCAAAGAUUGAAGCGCAACAAGUCGCGAGUCACGCGUCUCCUCAGGCUAAAUCCGUUGCUCCUGACGCGCCAGCAACUUCGCAAGAGCCUGCGGAGCUGCAGUCCGCUAAUAUCGAAUCUGCCUCGCAACAUUUCCCAACCAACACCUCUAGUUCGCAGUCAUCGACCACUCUGCCUGAAUCGACCUCAGAGUCACACUUGCAAGGUGACUCGGUAACAAAACUAACAACUGACGAGGAAACUGAGGUGCCUCCUCCUCCAGGAACAGAGCCUCUGCUCCCGAUCCCCGCCCUCGUCAGCUCGCCGGAGAGAGAGCGCGAGCGAAGCGAUCCCUCGAGCCGCGACAAGAAGGAACGGGACAAUGAGUACUCGGGGGACCGUCAGUCGAGAGAACGCCGGCGCAGCUUCAGCAGGGACGGACACCGCGACAGAAGCGGCGAGCGUGGUCGCAGGAUUGAGAAUCUACGGCCGUUGAAUCGCAAUCGGAAUCGGUCCUUGUCGCCCAGGCACUCCCAGCACGGCGAGUACCCGUCGUCGAGCGCGGUGUUACCUCACUUGAUGAACCCACCCCCUUCCAAGGGCUAUCAGGCUCACUUAGCGGACGAUGGACACUACCCGCCUGCUAUGCAUUAUGACAGCGGAAUGCGUAGGUCUAACGAAGACCGCGCGGGCACUCCAACGGUCGACGAGCCGCAUCUGCACGUCCCUUCGUCCGGCAAUCAACCACCGUUACUGCCUUUUCCGCCGGGCGAAGAGCGUAUCCCGCCGCCGAAUUACAACCAGCCACCGCCAAACGUACCUCCGCACAAUCCACCCCUUCUGCCAGAUCCGUAUAUGAGUCACCGAAUACCGAUAUAUCCGCAUCAGCAGGGCUCGCAUUACGGACCGCCGAGGUACGACAGGCCGCCGUAUCAGCAGCAGGGAUACCGGCCGUCUCAGCCACCCCGCAACUACAGCGGGCCACCGAGGCCAAUGAGAGGAUUGCAUCACAUGGGAUAUAGAAAUUUACAACCGCCGCCACCUGGGCUAGGUAGAAAUAUACACAAUGGGAAUCCACCUGGAAUCAUCGACGAUCCAUUGGAAGCGUUCGAGCGAAUGCUCAGAGAGAAGGACGAGAGAGAUCGACGUUUAGGGAAACAUAGAAGAAGAAGUAGAACGCGAUCUCGAUCGCGUAGUUACCGAUCGAGUCGAUCUAGAUCGCGCUCCUUUGGCCGUAGAUCGCCAUUCGCGUCUCGCAUCAGUCGCUCUCGUAGCCCACCGUCAAAGCGCAGGUCAACGAGAUCGCCGUUACCGCUCCGACCCCGUAGCCGCACCCCAAAGCGUAGAUCAAGAAGCGGCAGCUUCUCCAUCAGCAGAUCCAGAUCCUAUUCCCGCAGUCAGUCGCCUAGGCUGUCUCCGUCGAGAGAUAGAGAUAGAGACCGAGAUCGGGAAAGGGAGAGAGAGAGAGAUCGUGAUCGCGAGCGUGACCGUGAUCGCGAUCGCGAGCGCGACCGUGAUCGCGAGCGUGACCGUGACCGUGAACGCGACCGCGACCGCGACCGGGAGAGGGACCGUGAGCGGGAUCGAGACCGCGAGUUACUGCCCAGAUACCGAUCGCCAGUUCGGUCACCUCCGAGAUUUCAAAGGGAGAGAGAUCGCGAGAGGGACAGGCCGCGAUCACGCGAGCCACGAGAUGGAUACAACACUUAUUACGGUGAUUCGCCGGCUCACGAUUAUCCAUUCCGUGACCGUGAGCGCGAUUUACCGCCUAGGGAGAGACCGCUGCCGAGAUAUCCCAUAGGAAGAAAUCAACCGUCCCAACACAAUAUACCGCCGUUGAUGCCGCAUCUAGUCACUGGAGGUCACGCACCACCACCACCGCCACCGCUUAUGUCAUUGGGACCUUCAGCUACGGACAGGAAAGACUAUUAUGAUUCCUACAACAGAUAUUCCGGACCUCCGGCGCCGCAGCGUUUUAGCAGUCCUUUGAGGGAUUCCUCGUCACACAAGCGAUUUGACGACGUAGCACCACCUGGUACCGAGGGCUACUACGAUCUCUCGCCACCGGGUGUCGAACAUUCCGAUAGACCGUCGAGGGACGAUCGCGAGAGGCAGCGCUCCCUGAGGGAUCAGGAAGAUCGGGAGCACUCGUCCAAGGAUUGCGAUAACGAUGAGCGUGACAGAUUGAGAGACGACAGGGGCCGCGAACGUGAAGAUCGUGUGCGCGAACGCGAGAGGGACGAGAGAGACCGCAGAAUCGUGAACAGGGACCGCGAGGAUCGCGAUAGGCCGGUCCCGCCCAGAGAGCACGAGGAUAGGAUACGCGAGAAAGACGAACGCGAGAGGAGAGAAAAGGACAAGGAGCGAGACGACAGACACAUUCGUGAUCGUCGAGAUGAUGACAGGCACGUCGAGAAGAAAGAUUAUGACAAAGAUCGUUAUAGAGAUGAUCGAGAUCGCCAUAGGCAGGACGACAAGAAUCGGGUGCGAGAGAAGGAGAGGCGCGAACGCGAAUAUGAGACCGAGAAGGACAGAGACCGUCACGAGCGAUACGAGAGACGUUCGGUGGAGCGGAAGAAGAGUAGGAAGAGCUCAAGUCCAUACUCGCAAAAGUCGAGGGGCGAUCCUAAAGAUUUGUCACCGGAACGAAGUGUAAAGAAGAAAGAGAAGGACCACGAGGAAAAGGUCGAAGAGAAGAAGAAAGAGAAGAAGAUCAAGGAGAAGAAGAAGAAGAAGGAUAGCGAUGAGAAGGAGAAGAAGAAGAAGAAGAAAAAGGACAAGAAAUCCAAUCAGAAAGAAGUGGCGAAGGACGAUCAGACGAUCAAAACGAUGGAGACGGACGAGCUGCUGGUUGACAGUAAGACGAGUAACGACACUUUGUCUUCGCCGCUCAACAAGACCGACUCCAUAAAGGCAGCGUGCAAGGACGAGGAGGACAACAUGCAGAAUAGGAUCGAAUGUAUCACCAGCCAAGUGUCGAUCGCGCCGAUCAAAGAAGAAUUCGAAGAUAAGUCUCUGGCGAUGAAUCCGGAACCGCCGGAAUUCGGCGAGGCCAGUCCUGGCAGUGGUCGGCUGGAUCGUACGGAAUUUGGCACAAAUCCACCGAAUCCAAACUUCAAACCGAUCCCGGAACUCAAGUCGGACAUGAUGAAGCCGAUCGAUAGCCUUUACGAAGGACUAGACGACACAGAGAUCAACACUGUGAUCACGGAAAAGUAUUCUCUACUUUCGGAGCACUCGCAAGCCGAGAGCAAGGAAGCUGUCGUCGCAGCGCUCGCGACGGAGAAAUCGCCCAGUGGACCAAAGAAGGACGAGUUUCUGGCGCCAAUACCCGAGUUGUCCAAGUGGGAGAGAGACGAUACGAUCGAAAAGCCCGAGGACGACGAGGAUGACGACGAAGCGAGCGGAUCACCGACGGAGAAGGUGCAGAGAGAGGACGAGCCCAAGUCGAUCAAGAUGGUUACGUCGGAAGUGCUGAAGCGUGCGGAGAAUGCCAUAUUCCAGAAGGCCAUUAACGCGAUCCGGCCGAUCGAGAUCAAGAAGAUUAGCGAGAGCAGAAAGAUACUGUAUCAGAAUCCCGAGCCCAAGGUGCUGGAGACGGUGGAGCCGGCCGCCAAUCGAGAGCCGCGCAAGAGCGUCAACGUGACGAUCAAUGUCGGUAGAAACGAGAGGAACGUCGAGAUCACCGAACCGGCGAAGAAGGCCAAGCUCGAUCGUACCAAGUUUAAACCCGUGCCGGAGACAGCUUACUCGCCGACCAGGUUGUCCGCGAAGGAGAGGCUCGGCGAGAAGAUCGAGGACGGUAAAGAGAGGAAGAUUAGUCCUACAAAGGGAUUCAUGGAGAGGCGUGAUGCCAAGAGCGAGAAUCAAUCGAGAAGUCGAUCGCCCAGGAGGGAAAAGAGAAUCUCCUCUCCGCUGUUGGAGACUCGGCGCGUCGAGUCCUCUUCGUUGGGUUUAACUGCAGGGUCGAGCGGCGAACGCAAAGUCUUCUUGGAAGAGAGAAAACAGAGGGACAAUAAGGACAGAGGUGAUCGGUCGAAGGAUAGGUCGGAUUUCCGAGGCGACAGGCACAGCGGCGAGCUCAAGCCCGAGAGGGAGAGUAGAAUCGAUUGUAGAACGGACUUUCGCUCAAACAGUGGUAGAAGUGACGGGAAAGGAGAACGCGUGGACAAGGAGCGAGAUCGCGAGCACAGAGGUAGGACACCUCCCUCGGCUGGUGCAUUUAAGAGAACGGAAAUGUCAAAGAUGAGCUUGUUGAAGUCGUCCAAGGAUGACGAGGAAGAGAAGAAGCGCGACAAAAAGUCGCGGGAUGAGAAGAAGAGAAAGAAGGAGCAUCGCAGCAGGAGUAAGUCUAAGGAGCACAAGAAGCGCAAGGAGAAGAAGCACAAGAGGGAUAAGGACAAGAGUCAAGAGAAGAAGCAAAAGCACAAGGAGGCGGCUGCGAUCUCAAAGGACAAGUCGGAUGGCAACGAGACCAAGAUCAGCUACGAGAACAUUGAGCCGCCUCUGGCAGAAUCGUUGAAGAAACAGAGGAAGAAUCCGAGACUGGUGUCCGACCGCAAGCGCAGUAUGCUCGACGAGGCCCACUUCGAACCCGAUUAUUCAGCCUCGGACUCGGAGUCGGAUGGCGAGGAGGGUAAAUCGUCACCUACGAAGAAGCUGAAACUUGACGAAACGGAAUUGGACAAGGAGAUGGAGAUCAAGUCCCUGAAGAAACGAUCAAAGUCCAGCAGCAGCGAGGAUACGUCCAGUAGCUCUGACACAACGACCUCCGACUCGGAUAGCAGCGACGAGUCGCACAAGAAAAAGAGGAAGAAGCAUAAGAAGCAUAAGAAAAAGAAAUCUGCCAAGAAGGAUAGCAGUUCAGACUCGGACACUUACUCCGAUUCGUCCGACACCAGCACCGACGAGGAGAAGCAUAAGAAGAAAUCGAAAAAAUCAAAAAGCAGAAGCAAGCAGUCAAAGAAGAAGAAGAAAUCCAAGCACAAAUGACAUCACUAGACAUCUUUGAUGCUCGCGAUCAAAGAAUCUUUACAAAUACCUUUCAGCAGAAAAAAGGGCCAGAACUCCUAUUAUUUUUCUUUUUUUCGUAGAAUCCUAUCAAAUAUUACGAAAAUAAUAAGAAUAAUUGUUUCGUACUCGCUACAGUUGAGCGCGCGACGUUUCGUUUAACAGAUGUCAUUUAGCGUAGUAGGAUAUUUAUUGAGCGAUUUAUUGGCAUGGAAAUAAGUAAACACUUUCGACAUGCGGAACAAAUUAACCGGAUUCGGGGGGAGUAAUAAAAGUUGAGAAUACAUACGAUAGAUACACUAUUCUAGUGCGAGACGAAAAGAAGAACCUGAUGGCCUUUGCAUAAUUAUCACGUUCCGACUUGACAUAUUAAAGUACUAUAUAUAUAUAUAAAAGUUUAUUAUUACGAUAAGCCAUGUACAUUGUAGCUGAUGUAAUUUUGUGGCAAUUUUAUCAGAACGAUAAUAAGUCUUUGAAAAACUUGAUAAUUGUAUAACGAGUAAUUUUAUUUAGGGGAUACACAUACACACAAAAUAUAUAUCUCCCUCUCCUCCUUUCACCAUUAUAUUGUACUUUCGUAAUCUAAUGUCAAUAUGUAAGAAAAGUCACGAAAUAAAAUGGUAAAAUUCUUUCAACA